AUGACCAUCCACACAGAGGGGCUCCUGGCCAUAGCGCUCUUCUAUCUGCUCAUCCUGUUCGUGGGCAUCUGGGCGGCAUGGAAGAACAAGCACUCCGGAGAAGAGCAGGGCACGGACCGCAGCGAGACUAUCAUGGUUGGAGGCAGAGAUAUUGGAUUAUUUGUUGGUGGAUUUACUAUGACAGCAACCUGGGUUGGAGGAGGGUACAUCAAUGGCACAGCUGAGUAUGUGUAUUUACCAGACUAUGGUCUGGCCUGGGCACAAGCUCCGUUUGGAUAUGCGCUCAGUCUGAUUGUAGGCGGUCUUUUCUUCGCCAAGCCCAUGCGCUCCAGAGGUUACGUCACCAUGUUGGACCCGUUCCAGCAGCUGUAUGGCAAACGUAUGGGUGGACUGCUAUUCAUACCAGCACUCAUGGGUGAGAUCUUCUGGUCAGCCGCCAUCUUCUCUGCACUUGGGGCCACCUUGAGUGUCAUUGUGGACAUCAACAUCAAGAUGUCUGUGAUCAUCUCAGCUCUCAUUGCAAUGUUCUACACGUUGGUUGGAGGGCUGUAUUCAGUGGCUUACACUGAUGUGGUCCAACUCUUCUGUAUCUUUAUUGGUCUGUGGAUCAGUGUUCCCUUUGCUUUGACCAACCCAGCAGUGUCAGACAUCACAGUGACUGCUGUCAAACAGGUGUAUCAGUCACCCUGGAGAGGCAGCAUCAACAAGAGCGAUGCCUGGGUCUGGAUAGACAACUUCUGCCUCCUGGUAAUGGGUGGGAUCCCAUGGCAGGUGUACUUCCAGCGUGUCCUGUCUGCUUCCUCAGCCACAUACGCCCAGGUGCUGUCCUUCCUGGCUGCUUUCGGCUGCCUCGUCAUGGCCGUCCCCUCGGUGCUGAUCGGAGCCAUCGGGGCCUCCACAGACUGGAACCAGACGUCAUAUGGCAGCAUGUCCCCGAAAGAAAAGAACGAGGCAGACAUGAUCCUCCCCAUCGUCCUGCAGCACCUCUGUCCCCCUUUCGUCUCUUUCUUCGGUUUGGGCGCCGUCUCUGCCGCCGUCAUGUCCUCUGCAGACUCCUCCAUUCUGUCGGCCAGCUCCAUGUUUGCCAGGAACAUUUACCAGCUCGCAUUCAGACAGUCGGCCUCGGACCGUGAGAUUGUGUGGGUCAUGCGUAUCUCCAUCUUUGUGUUUGGUGGACUGGCCACGGUCAUGGCACUGGUCACUGGGACCGUCUACGGUUUGUGGUACCUGAGCUCCGACCUGGUUUACGUCAUCAUCUUUCCUCAGCUGCUCUCCGUGCUCUUCGUCAAAGGCACCAACACUUACGGCUCGGUCGCGGCCUACGUUUUUGGUUUGAUCCUGCGCAUUGGUGGAGGAGAGCCUUACCUGAAGCUACCGCCUUUUAUCUACUAUCCCGGCUGGACCUACGAGAAAGUCUUAAACAACAUAACGGGAGAAAUGGAAGACAUUGUCGUACAAAAAUUCCCUUUCAAAACCGUGUCUAUGCUGGCAUCUUUAGCAGGUAAUGUGUCUUUCUCGUACCUGACCAAGUACUUGUUUGAGAGCGGCAGGCUUUCACAUAAGUACGACUUCAUGGAUGCAGUAGUUUCUAAGCACAGCGCGGAGAUUAUGGACAAAACGACUCUAGUGACACGUAGCAACAACAUCGGCCUGUCGGAGAUGGCGUCCAUGAAGCCCAGGCUGAGCGUGACUUUGGCUGCAGCGUUCACUCGCCGCGACACACUGCCCACAGAGCCAGUGGAGGAAGAGGAGGAGGAGUCCAGCCCAGACUCCCACCAUCAUGAAGAGUGA
Molecule: messenger RNA, 1791 nt
Organism: Knipowitschia caucasica
Lineage: Eukaryota; Metazoa; Chordata; Actinopteri; Gobiiformes; Gobiidae
Source: the annotation of a GenBank genome assembly